Molecule: messenger RNA, 3114 nt
Organism: Dictyostelium purpureum
Lineage: Eukaryota; Evosea; Eumycetozoa; Dictyosteliales; Dictyosteliaceae
Exons: 5
Coding region: 1-3114 (1037 amino acids)
Biological process (GO): chromatin remodeling; DNA-templated transcription; regulation of DNA-templated transcription
Cellular component (GO): nucleus; HIR complex
Molecular function (GO): nucleosome binding; protein binding
Source: RefSeq, a predicted model, not a curated record
AUGAAAAUUAUUAAACCACAAUGGAUAUCUCACUCUGGUCUAUCAAUUUAUUCAAUUGAUGUACAUCCAGAUGGUACAAGAUUGGCAACAGGUGGUGGUGAUGCUAAAAUAAAAAUUUGGAGUGUUGCACCAAUAUCUCUAUCUGAAGUUGAAAAUGACGAAAAUACACCAAAAUUAUUAUGUUCAAUAGAAAACUCUCAUUUUCAAACUGUAAAUAGUGUCAAAUGGUCCAAGGAUGGAAAAUAUUUAGCAUCAAGUUCCGAUGAUAAGUUGUGUAUGAUUUGGGGGUUAUCAAAAUCAAACUAUAUGAAAUCUUCAGUUGAAAAUUGGGUUUGUGUUGCAACUCUUAGAGCUCAUUCUGGUGAUAUUUCUGAAGUUAGUUGGUCACCAGAUAAUAAAUAUUUAGCAACUUGUAGUUUUGAUAAAACUAUUAUUAUUUGGGAAACAUCAAAAUUCGCUAUGGUCACAAAAUUAGAAGAACAUAAAGGUUUUGUAAAAGGUUUAACUUGGGAUCCUUUAGGUAGAUAUUUAGCAUCUCAAUCAGAGGAUAAGAGUUUAAUAGUGUGGAGAACUUCAGACUGGGUAAUUGAAACUGUAAUUACAGAACCAUUUCAACACAAUGGAAACUCAUUCUUUUUAAGACCAAGUUGGACGCCUGAUGGUCAAUUUAUAGUUGCAACACAUGGUAUUAAUAAUGCUACACAUACUGGUGUAUUAAUUCAAAGAACUGACUGGAAGUUAGGAUUGGACUUGGUUGGUCAUAAAAGAGCGGUUGUAGUUUCCAGAUGUUCACCAAUUAUUUAUAAAGAGUUUAAAUUCAAAGAUAGAAAUUUCUGUUUAAUUUUAUUAGGUGGUCAAGAUUCAACAAUAUCAUUAUGGUCUUCAUCAUCACCACGUUCACUAAUGGUUGCUCAUUCACUAUUUGAUCAAUCAAUUCAAGAUAUUUCAUGGUGUCCAGAUGGUUUAUCAUUUGUAGUAUGCUCCACUGAUGGUACUGUUGGUUAUAUUUCUUUAUCAGAAGAGGAAAUAGGGGGUACACCAAUUACUGCUGCAGAGAAACAAACAUUCUUUAGAAAUUAUUAUGGUGAUUCUGUUCAGCUUGAUAAGGAUGGAAAUUUAAUUUAUGGAGGUGGUAAUAUUCAAUCAUCUGCUGCAAACAGUGGUAGCCAUGCAGUUUUACCUGAAAAUCCUGAUCAGUUAGCAAUGGAAGAGUCUAUUGGGGGCAGUGGUAAUAACAGCAGUAAUGCCCAAAAUUUAGAAAAUAAUAAUAGUGAUUUACCAACACCAACCACAACAUCAAAUAAAGAAAUUCAACCAACUCAAGUUGCAUUACAAAAUCAAAAACAAACUAUAGUUAAUGGUAAAAGAAGAAUUACACCAAUUUUUAUUGGUAAUAGUUCACAGAAUAUAACCAAACCACAACCACUUGCUAUACCAUUACAUCUUCAACAACAAGUUUCAAAAACAACAUCGCCAUCACCAUCAACUACAGCAACACCAACCAUAUCAAAUGAUUUAAAUGGUACACCUUUUAAGGGUGGAGUUAGAGAUGAUAUUGUUAUGGAUGUUUCACCUAUCCAAGAGAAAUUAAUGCAACGUGGAAGAGAUAAAAGAAAAGAUGAUGAUGAUAAUAUUAUAGAUAAAAAGCCCGUCACCACAAGCGAUAGAGAUGAUCAUUUUAUUUCAGAUUCAUCUAGUACACCUCAUCAUAAGAAAAAGAAAUCUCACCAUCACCAUCACCACAAAGAAAAAGAAUCACAACAAAAAGAAUCACAACAAAAAGAACAACCAGAAAAUAAUUUCCACAACCAAAUUGUAUCAACAUCAAUUCCUUCAGGCUUUAGUAUAGCGUUACCAAUCAUUUCAAAUAAAAUAUCAAAAAAAAUCAUAACAGAACCACAACAACCAUUAAAUCAAAUUAUGAAUAGAUUUUCAGAAACCAAUACAACCACCAACCAACCAUCACCAUCACCACCAAUUGUUGUAGAUGUAAAUAUAGUAGAAACCGAAUUGCACGAUGAAACUGUUGAAUACUUCUCGAUGAUUAGAUAUUUAACCUAUGAUACACAACUUUGGGAAGUUAAAAUACCGGGUAGGGUAACCUUGGUUACUGGUAACAAGUAUUGGUGUGCUGUCACAACUCAAGAUUCAAUUUUACACGUUUUCAAUAAGAAUGGUGCUGUUAUAAUGUCAAAUUUAGUAUUAAGAAAUCAAAUUUCCUUUUUAGAGAGUAAUAAAACUACUCAUCUUUUAGCGAUUACAUGUGAUGGUUUUGUUUCGGUUUGGAAUAUACUAAAGAAGAAAUCUGUAUUGUCUAAUAGAGAGUUACCUUUCAUAAAGAAUAGAGAGAACCUUACGAUUAAACAUGCUUUUGUCACUGAAGAAACUGGUAAACCCAUUGUAACUUUUUCAAAUGGUGAUAGUUUUGUAUUUUGUAAAGAGGUUUCGGAAUGGGUUAAAAUAACUGAUAGAUUAGGAGCUCUCUCAGAGUUUAAUAGUGUCGAUACAUCAAAUACUGGUAUUUUAUCAACUCUCCAAAAAAUGGGGAAUAAACUUGGUAAUAGCGGCAUUGGAUCUAUUUCCUCUGGAAACAAUAGUAACAAUGCUAAUGACAACGCAACCUUAUCAAACUUACUUGCAUUAACCAAUAGUGAAUCACAAUCAAAUCAACAACAACUUUUAUCAACUUUAUUCUUAGAAAAACAACUAUGGUUAUCACAGGUUUUAGAAUCACCACAAGAAUACCAUCAUUGGUUAUUAAUUUAUGCCAAAUAUUUAACAAACUCUGGCUCUAUUUUAAAACUUCAAGAUUUAUGUACAGAUUUACUUGGUCCAUCAUCAACUUUAAAUAUUUUGGAUGAUAUUGAUAGCAAUACAAGUUUUAACACAAGCCAGUUUAAUAGUUCGUCAUUAUUUAAUAACCCAUUAUCAAGUAUUAUACCAUCUUGGGAAGCCACUAUUUUAGGUCAUCAAAAAAGAAACCUUUUAAAAGAAAUUUUACCAAUUAUGGCAAGUAAUAGAAAUCUUCAAAGAUUAGUAGGUCAAUUUAGAGAAUCUUUAAAUAAUUUUUCAAAAAAUAUAAUUUUAUCCGAUCCAUUCGAAAAUUUAAAAUAG